AAUGGCGUUGUCAACAAGCAAACAAGAUGGCGGCCUACGGAGCCCGUUCUCGCACCGCAUGGAUAGAAACUAGUUAAUGGAUGGGUAUUACGCCACUGUCAUCCUAUUUAAGACGGGAUGCUGAUGGGCAGAAUAUGCGAUCAUGACAUAGAGAAAAAAACAAAUAAAGGGCUGUGAUUAUUCCCAAGAUGGAGGAACCUUACUUUUUCCAACAAGCUGGAUUCCAUUAUCCAACUAAACGAUUCCGGAAACUUCCAGAGGACUUACCGGACAGUUUAAAAUUCGCUCACCUGAAUCCUCGGGUCGCUGCCUACCUGGCCAGCAAGGAAAAGCAAAAGCAGGAAGAAGAUUUGUUCGGAGAUGGAUUGGGGAAGAAAAGUCUUAUGCCAGAGAUUAACCAGGCAUUUCAGCAUGUUAAGAACCAUCUGGACACCACUCUGUCCAACGAUGAGGACUCACAAAGAUAUCUCUUUGAGGAGGCAAGGAGGUCAGCCUUAAGUAUUCUUUACCAGUUAGGGAGAAUUAUAUACAAUUAUGAAAGCCUUGGGGAAUUUAUUCCAAAGAGUUUGGAAUACCAGUUAAUGCUCAAUUAUAAAGAUCUCACUGCAGAUGUGAUACAUGUUCCUCGGGAAUGGCAGACGAUAGUAGCAAGGGAGAUGUUUAAUCGAAAAGUUACUGACAUCCCGAGUGACGAUGAUAAACAAGGUAUUGACGAGGACGGGAGGUCGACUCGGACUGAUAAACAAGACAAGUUAAAGAAGAAAGUGCCCAAGUCGGGUUUGCCGGAAAUAGUCGAGGAUGAGGACUCAAAUCGGACUACUGGUAUAGCGACAACUCGACGUAGUGAUAGCAAGCAGUCUGGUCAGUCCAAGAAACCAGGAAUGAGCAGGGCGGAUCGGGGAAAGAAUACCCUCCAUGCAGACUCCUCAAGAUUGUCAGUGGCGGGCUCCGUGAGAUCUCCAGGCAAUAGGCGCGGUUACCAUGAAGACUAUUUGUCAGCGCUGACAGAAACACCCUCGGACGCAAGAUACAGUUCAAUGACAACCAUGGGAAACCCCAGCUAUUACAUGUGUACAAUACAGUUCCAGCUGUCUUCAAAGCAGUGUGAAGAAAAAGGGUGGAUCGUGCAGAAGGGGAAGGAGGACGAGAUAGCGAGGGAGACGCUGCUGGAGUGGUGUGUUCAGAUUCUACAACACUGCAUGAAGAUCACACGAGAACAGUAUGCACAAGAAAUAGAAAUUGGUUUUGACAAACCUGCUCAAGUUCGUUACUAUGGUGACACUAGAAAAGAAACUUUGUUAAAAUACCGAAAAUCGCCAGUAAAGCCUUCAAUCAACCCAGCAGUGAGAGGCCAGAAACCACGGAUACCUCACAUGUAUGACGAUCGCAACGAGGGGAAACAACUCAUGCUGACUUCACACGUGGACGGCACAACAGUCGCGUACUACCCAUCAGGCCGUCCAGCAGUGGUGAGCAGUGGGGCCGGGUACGGCCGGCCAGGCUACUACACCAUAGCCUACACUGAUGACCUGGACAUGAAGAUGCUGGCCUGUUUCACACCGGUUGGGAAAGGGUGCUGUUAUCAUCCCAAUGGUGUAGUCAAGUUUUUAGCAACGGAGAAGGGAGGCCAUUUAGCAGAAGAUGAUGGAACAGUCUCCCAAAAAUGGAAGUGGCCACAUGGAAAUGUGAAAAUAACAUCACCAGUCAGUUUCCAGAUAAACAGUUUCCUGACAUUCCGCUGCGUGAGCCAGAGCUCCAUGGUGCUACACUUCAACUGUAUGAAGGAGAGUGCUAAGUUCCCGGUGGGGCCUGUGCCCGGAGCAGUCGAGCCACGACAAGGAGAUGAAAAUGAGCAGCUACUAACAACUUUCACCUUCUCAUCACGAGCUGCCAAAGAACUACUCAGACUUUUUGCACCAAAGACUAAAACAAAAUCAAAAUCAAAGAAAAAGGAUAAGUACAAGGGUCAACUCGCUGAGCUCCAGAAGAUGAUGGAGGUCCAGGACCAGAUCCAGUAUGAUACGGAGGCUGACAAGGAGCUAGCCCGGCUCCAGAGGAAGGCAAGAAACUUAGUAGAUGACUGGCUGGAGCACUACCGUCUAGCACUGGAGAUGUGCACACCCACACUCAACUCCCUUCAAGACAUGCCAUCUGUACGGCGCCGAUACGCCCAGUCGGCUCGACUAGCCGGGGACGUUGUCGGCAGCACCAGGAGAGGGUUAGUGUCCAGGUCGCCGGACACAAGUAAUGUAUUCCGGACACUGAGAGCCCCAUCCGCUCCUGCAGGGAAUCAGAAGAGAGAUUCAUCAAUGGCCGAGAGUCGUCAGCCAUCACCUAAUCGGUCGUCUAUGGUUAAGUUUGAAGAGAAGUCAGAGAUGUUCACAUAUGGACAGGGAGAUGAAAGGACAGUGUCUCCUACUGCUGUAUCUGUCAUGAGAAGACUGUCAGAAGUUGGUUCCAGAGCCCAGUCAGCUCUCGGUCAUUGUAAGUCUCCCACCCGACAGAACACCAACAUGUCCCUGCCGGAACGCAUCCGUUCUGCCACCUUGUACCACAGCACGUGUCCCCUGGCUGUCAGACAGUUUGCCAUGACGGGGGUGAAGAGUCAGUGUCGAUGUAACCGUUACGCCAUGCCCAACAUCACUGACAUCGAGUUUGACGAGUUCAUCCUCAGGGAGGCCCCACCAUCCCAGCUCCAGAUUGUGUGUGCUGUGUCCUCUCUCUACCCCCAUGCUACAGGGGCUGAGGACAUGUUGAACCAUCUGUACAACAACAUGAACAGGAACCGGACACGCCCGUGCACCCAGUGUCGAGGCGACACGUACAGGAUAUUCAAGUACGAUAUCAACACAGCAGCAGACAUGUCUGACCACACUCAGCCCCUACUCCUCACCAGGCACAACGUGGUUCCAGGAAUGUUCCUGAUCUAUGCUGAUGGCCGCCUCCUGUUCUGUGAUCACAUCUUCAAUGGCUAUGGCAACACCAGCAGAAAGGACUUCAAGAAGCAGAUCAUGAAAUCAAGGCUAGACUCACUUCAGGGCUUCUCCCUGCCUAAAGAUUUCAGAUUUAGCCCUAGUCGAGGUCGCCAUGGUGCCCGGUCAGCGUGGGGUGGGGAGAUCGGUGGCGCCGGGGUGGAUAAUUAUGGCAGUCCAGGGACGUCGGUCAGUAACGCACUCAUGCCAAGACUUCAUUCAUCCGACAGUGGGGAGGGGCCGUCCUUAGACAAAGUAAAGGACCUGCAUCCUGUGGCCAAGUUGAUCAGCCUCAGCCUCAGCCUCUCUCCCAUCAGCUACCGACCGACCGCUCACCUGACCUCUCCCCUCAAACAGCAACCAAUAGCUCACUCAAUACCCGGGACAACAGGAUGAGGCUGGACACCUGAGUACCUUCAAUUUGGAGAACACUCUCACCCUGCGUCUUAAAGUGCCAGUUAUUCCCCUUGCAGUGUUCAAAAUUAAGCUGAAGUCAAGGUGUCCUUGCCAGUGCCCUCAUAGAAAAAGAUUUAGGGUCGCUAUAUACUUCAUAUACUGUAUGACCAAAUCUCAAGGACCCCAGCACCCGAGUUAAUUUUGAGCACUGCCAUGUCUGGGUCAGGAUGUAAUGAUUCAGAUACAUAUUGGUUCAUGAUGCUUGAGUGGCAAUAUAGAACACAUCUUCCCGAGGCAAGAGAGUUAACUGACUUUAAAAGUCCAGUUUCCACCCUUGCCGAACUAGGCUGAAAUUACUGGGCUCAAUCGUAGCACCACCAGUGGCUAUUACCAGUUAUGU
Molecule: messenger RNA, 3768 nt
Organism: Haliotis rufescens (red abalone)
Lineage: Eukaryota; Metazoa; Mollusca; Gastropoda; Lepetellida; Haliotidae
Exons: 19
Coding region: 189-3368 (1059 amino acids)
Source: RefSeq, a predicted model, not a curated record